AUGCUUUCCGAAGGAGGCUUUGAUGACGAACGACCGAAGAUUAAAUUCGUAAAGAAAAGUUACGAAACAAUGGCUGAAUUCAAAGAUCGAAUGCAUGCAGAAUGUCAGAAUGCGAUCACAAUUGCGAACGGAACGAAAGCUAGAAAUGUCGUCAAGGAAUUCAAGAAGGCGACGAAAUUGGACAAGAAUAAUGGCAAGAUUCCGGAGGAGCAGAAGCCAAAGCAAAAAGCGAUCAAUAGAAAGAGAUUGGAAAAGAAACAAAUAGAAAAAGAGAAAAAGUCCGACAAGGAAUUGGAAAGGCUGGAGAAAGAAAUGCUAAAGGACCGCGUCGAGUUUGGAGAACGAGUUGAUGCGCCACCAGAAUUCAAGUCGCUCCCCCGCGGCGCACAGAAGAAAACUACCGGUCGCUUCAGCAAUCUUCUACUGUUGGAGAAACUGCAGCUGCCAGAGCAUCAAGUCGAGCAAAAACAACAACAAAAGACCAGAGAGGAAGAGCUUGCAGAAGAAAGAAAGCGAGCAAUUGAAGAGUAUCGUAAACUGCGCACUAUUCGAACUUGA
Oikopleura dioica is the source of this 558-nucleotide messenger RNA. Lineage: Eukaryota; Metazoa; Chordata; Appendicularia; Copelata; Oikopleuridae. The record is from the annotation of a GenBank genome assembly.